Messenger RNA from Medicago truncatula (barrel medic), 2906 nucleotides. Its product is annotated as homeobox-leucine zipper protein MERISTEM L1. NCBI's taxonomy places the organism in Eukaryota, Viridiplantae, Streptophyta, Magnoliopsida, Fabales, Fabaceae. The record is from RefSeq and is a predicted model, not a curated record. Bases 341 to 2506 code for a protein of 721 amino acids. Gene Ontology annotation, biological process: regulation of DNA-templated transcription. The transcript is spliced from 12 exons. Gene Ontology annotation, molecular function: lipid binding; DNA-binding transcription factor activity, RNA polymerase II-specific; DNA binding.
CUACACCCUCUCAUUACCGUAAGCAAUAACUGCACACACUUCUAUUACCAUUCCUUUUCACCUCUUCUCAGGCUUCACCAUCACCACCUCCUAACUAAUAAUCUUAUAUCAUAUUCAAACUCAUUUUUCAUGUGUUUUUUCAUUCUCUUUUAGGACAACCUCUUAAACCAUAGCAGUUCCAUAAUUCCCUUCCCACACCCCCACCCACUUGUUUUUUAGUUUCUUAUACUACAUGACCCACUUACAUAUAUGUUCCAAUCGCAACGUCUCUCUGCUGCUUCCACCAUGAUCAAUCUUUCUCUUAUAAUAAGGUUAUAAGAGUAACAAAGAAACAAGCAACAUGUUUAAUACUCCACAUCAAAAACACAGCAAGAACAUGUAUCAGAAUAGGUCAACAAGGACAAGAGAAGAAGCAAACCAAAUGAACAUGGAGGCUCCUUCAAGUGAUGACCAAGAAUCCAACCAACGUCGCAGAAAAAGGACAUAUCGCCGCCACACACAGCAACAAAUUGAUGAAAUGGAUACCUUCUUCAAGCAGUGUCCUAAUCCUAAUGAUGCUCAGAGAAGAGAGCUGAGCCUUCGGACUGGGUUAGACCCAACGCAAAUCAAGUUUUGGUUUCAGAACAGGCGCACUUCACUGAAGGUUCAAACCGAUAGAGAUGAGAAUGAGCUAUUAAAGAUUGAGAAUGAAAAACUUCGAGAUGAACUUGAUAGAUACAAGGGGGCAAUUAGUACCACAUGCAAAGUAUGUGGAAGUUCCUCUAACGCUGGGGAAAUGUCACAUGAGGAGCAGCAGCUAAGACUGGAGAAUGCUCUCCUUAGGAAAGAGCUUGAAAGGUUUGUGGGCGAGACGCCGACAGACUCUCGUGCCAAUAUAACAUCAUCCAACAAUAGCACUCAUGUUGCUUCACACUCUACGGAUUUUGGAGUUGCCGGUGGUAACAAUGGAGCAAGCCACCGCAUGGUAGGAGAGGGUUUAAGCGUUGGUGGCUCCUCAGUGCAGAUUAAGGGUCUUAAUGAGAAGCAAAAGAUUGUAGAGCUUGCUGUUGUUGGAAUGGAUGAACUGACCAAAUUGGCUAGGACAUAUGGACCCCCUCUUUGGAUCCCCACCAACUAUGUGACUGAGAUUCUCAAUGGAGAGGAAUACAUGAAGUAUUUCCCAAGGGGUAAUGGUCCCAACACAUGUGGAUUAAGGCUUGAGGGUUCAAAAGAAUCCGUGGUGGUCAUGAUUAAUGCUCCUGAUCUUGUAGAUAUCCUCAUGGAUGUGAAUCAAUGGUCAAAUAUGUUUUGCGGCAUUGUUUCUAGAGCAGCAACACUUGAAGUCCUUUCAACUGGAGUGGGAGGUAACUACGAUGGAGCCUUGCAAGUGAUGACAGCUGAGUUUCAAGUCCCCUCCCCACAUGUUCCUACUCGUCAAAACCAUUUUGUGAGAUACUGUAAACUGCACCCAGAUGGAAUAUGGGUAGUGGCUGAUGUGUCCUUGCAUCUUUUAAAUGCAGCAUCUGCUAGUAGUAGUAGUAGCAGUACUGCUUCAAGAACCAACAGAAGACCCUCUGGUUGUUUGAUUGAGACCCUCCCAAAUGGUCUCACUAAGGUUACAUGGAUUGAAAAUGUAGAAGUUGAUGAUCAGGUGGUGCAAAAUAUAUAUAAACCUCUAGUUAAUUCUGGACUUGCAUUUGGAGCUAAACGCUGGGUAGCUACAUUACAUCGACAAAGCGAUCGUCUUUUUUUUAGAACAGCCACCAACGUUCCACGGGAACAUCAUGUGAGAUUGACUCCUGAGGGAAAGAAAAGUAUAUUGAAUCUUGCGGAAAGGUUGGUAGCUAGCUUUAGUACAAGUAUUGGUUCUUCUACAACACAUGCUUGGACAAAGGUACCUGGAAACGGACCGGAGGUUGUAAUGGUCAUGACAAAAAGAUAUAUCGAUGAAUCGAGCAUUGACAAACCCGUCAGUGUAGUGCUAAGUGCUGCUACUUCUUUUUGGCUUCCAGUUCCUCCAAGGAGGGUGUUUGAUUUUCUUCGAGAUCAAAACACAAGAAAACAUUGGGAUAUUCUCUCCGCCGGCGGUAUAGUUCAUGAAUUGGCUCACAUUUCAAAUGGGCGUGAUUCUGGCAACUAUGUCUCCUUAUUUCGUAUCACUAGUGAAAAUUCAGAGCAGAGUGAUGUGGUAGUACUGCAAGAGAAUUGCACUGAUGUAACUGGCUCAUAUGUAGUAUAUGCGCCUGUGCAAAUACCUACAAUGCAUGAAAUCCUGAAUGGCGGCGACUCAAGUCGUCUCACUCUGCUUCCUUCCGGAUUCGCUAUUUUUCCAGAUGGGUGUAUAACAAAUGGAGGACCAAUUAUGAAUGUUGGAUCUGGAGGGUCUCUUGUCACAGUUGCAUUUCAAAUUAUAGUUGAUUCUAUUCCACAUGCAAGGCUAGCUCUGGGUUCAAUCACCACCGUUAACACUUUGAUCAAGAACACUGUGGAAAGGAUUAGAACUGCAGUGAUGCCUAAUGGCAUCUAAUUUAAUUACCUUCAUAAGGCAGAACAAAGCUAAGAUGACAAGCUUGGAGUUUUUGAAACAAGUCAAUGAACGCACCUUGGAGUAUCUUUUUCAAUGUUGGAUUUUGAAAGAACUUAGGUUCGGGUAUUGACUUUCACCUAUUGAAAAAACAAUACUUUCCACCAUGUCUUGUUGUUUUAACUUGGAAUAACUGCAAAUUUUAUCUUCCUUGUUUAUUUUAGCUCAUAAAGUUUUUGUGUUGUAUUGUCGACUUGAGUAAACUUUACUCAAAUUGGUUUUAUAUUGUUGACUUUGUUGUGACAAUGUACAAUGGAUCAAAUUUUGACUCUUUAUGUGUUUCUUUGUAUGUUUAGGCCGGCUGAGUGAAUUUUAAAAUUAGUUUUUAGAGCCGGGAUUUGGA